CGGGAACCUGUUCAGUUAGCUAAUGUUGACUGAAAAUAGGACGUUCUCCACCAUGAGCGCCAAACGGAAGCGCUUAGAAGAUACUGCGGAGAACUCUCCUCCGGAAGGCACACCCACUCCAAAGCGUAGGAAAGGAAGAAUAUCGGCCAAAGAACGUGAACGAAUACAGCAAGAAAAUCGUAAAGCGCAAGGAGUUUUUGAUGUGCUUAGACAACACACUGACAGUGAAAAUCGCCAACCAUCUGAAAAAUUCAUACGGACGCCAUCCAGAAGAACGGAGCCCGACUAUUAUAAACAAGUGAAAUCUCCGAUUGAUCUGACGAGAAUCCAGCAAAAAGUCAAGACUGAGGAGUAUCGCUCAUUUGAGGAAUUCUGUGGAGAUGUGGAGCUGUUGAUAGAAAACACGCGGACAUAUUAUAAGGAAGAAACUGAGGAACACAAGGCUGCCACAGAACUCUUUGAGCUCUACAAAGUAGUCAAGGAUAAGGUUGUCAAAGGUGAACCAAUUGAAGAUCCCAAGACCGACGAUCAUCCCUCAAGCUCUGGGAGUCCUACACCUUCAACUUCGAUAAGAUCAAUCUCACCAGCUCCCUCUCGGACCUCAUCAAAUGGUGUCGGGGACGAAGUAGAUUCUGAUAUGGUCGAAGACAUUCUUUGCGGCCUGCUCGAGCUGACUGACCCUACUGGACGCCUUAUCUGUCCACCGUUUAGGGUGCUGCAGAGCAAAGAGGAAUUUCCUGUCUAUUAUGAAAAGAUUCGUCAUCCGAUGGAUCUAAAAACGAUCGCUGAGAAAGCGAGAAGUGGGGCAUAUAAACGAAUGUCUCAAGUGGAGGCCGACGUUCGGUUGUUGUGUCGGAAUGCUCAGCAGUUCAGUGGGAAAGGCAGUGAGAUUUACAAGGAUGCCGUGGCUUUGAUGAAUUACUUCAAAGAAAAAAAGGAGCAAGUGCUUGAGAAGGGCGUGCAUCCUAAACGCCGGGACAAGAUACAUCGCGCUGUCGACCAACUUCUCCAGCAGGUCGCCCUUCCGACAAACGCUGAGCUUUCUGAAGAUUCUGAAGAGGAUGAGGAUACGGAAGAAAGUGAUGAUCCUCUUUGGAAGCUUUAUUGGACGAUUCGUAAUGCUCCAAAUGAGAAAGAUCGUGAAACAAAUCUUUCCGAUCCAUUCCUUGAACUGCCCAGUCGGAGCUACUAUCCCGACUAUUAUGAUGAGAUCUCCCGUCCCAUGUCUUUGUUUAUGAUCAACAGAAAGUUAAAAAGAAAUGGGUAUCAUACCUUUGAAGAGCUCUUCAAGGAUUUCAUGCAAGUGUUUGAUAAUGCAUGCGAAUACAACAUGGAGUCCUCAGAUAUAUUCAUAGCUGCUCAAAAAUUGCAAAAUUUGACGAUUCGAAGAGCGCGGGAACUCCAACCUAGUCUUGAUUUAUCGUUGUAUGACAAGAAGUUCAAGCCUCACCAGCCUCACCCUACACCGCCCCCUCCGCAAAUAAGAAUGCCAAAAACACCAAGAACUCCAAAAGUAGAUCCUGAGACCGACUCUGAUGAUAAAGAGACCCCUCCUCCGUCUGAGAAGAAAAAAAUUCGAUCGCAAAAGAGAAUGCGGCCGAUAUCAACAGGAAUGACCGCCGAACAUGUCGCUUCACCAGGACGACCGGGGCGUAAAAGCAUGGACGAGCUAAUGUUGCGAUAUCGGCUAAAGCUCGUGUAUUUCUGGGAUCUCAUUUACAAUUACAAGGAUGGAAUGUACUGGCCUGCUGGUGCCUUUAUGGAGCUGCCAUCAGCUCGAGAAUACCCUGACUAUUAUGAAGUGAUCAAAAAUCCGAUUGACUUAAAGACGAUCAGGGAGAAAAUCGAGAACAAUAAAUAUGAUUCCUCAGUGGAGCUGAUGCAGGAGUUAACCAUACUUUUCAAUAACGCUCGGCAAUAUAAUGAGGCAAAGUCGCAGAUUGCGCGAGAUGCUGCCAUGUUACUUGACAUGGUGAGCAAAGCCCACACGCAUGACAAGGAUGCUCCUUAUGAGAGCCCUCUUCAACAAAAGCAGAAAUUUGGAAACUCUGUGCCAACUCCACCUCAUCCUCCGAAAAGCAGGGCGCCCAAAGUGGAUAGAAAACUUGAGGACAUGAUUGCGAGGCUUCCUGCGCAUGAACAGCAAAUGUGGAGAUUAUACACCUUGGUCCGUGAUGCAACGGAUUCGGAUGGAAGAAAGCUUGCGAGUGCUUUCGUGAGACUGCCAACCAAAGAGGAGUACCCUGAUUACUAUGAAGUGAUCAAGAAGCCGAUGGAUUUGCAACGAAUCCAACAACGGCUGCAGUCUCGUGGUUAUGCGAGAUGGGUGGACAUCAUUGCAGAUAUGUCUCUCAUGCUGGAAAAUGCUUGCAAAUACAACGAACCUGAGAGCGAUAUUUACAAGGAUGCUGUUGCCCUGCAGCGGUUGGUACUAGAAAAGAAACGUGAACUAGGCGCUGCUGAGGAUUGUAUACCAAGGGUACAAAUGGAGAUUCGAAGCAUGUUCACGAACAUCUUUGUUUCUGUAUUCACAAAGAAGGACUCCGAUGGACGUUGUCGAUGUGACUCGUUUGCAGAGCUUCCAGAACUACUCAAAGCUCGUGGUCUACCUCGCGAUGAAUGGCCAUUCUCCUUGGAUCAGAUCAAACGAAACAUCGACAAGGGACGCUAUCGGCGCUUAGAUCGUUUUCAAAAAGAUUUCUUUGACCUUUUCGAUCGUGCACGUGAACUUAGCAGGAGUGAUUCAAAGCUAUUCGAAGAUGCCACUGAGCUACAGCUGGCUUUCAUCAAAGAAAGGGAUGCUCAAUGUAAAGGAGUUCUUGUUUCAACAGCAUUCACUGCCAUAGAGAAUGAUGUUCUGGAGGCCGUAGAAAAGCUGCGGAAAUCUAAGAUGCAUCAAGAGGCGGAGAUUCAGCGUCGGGAAAGCAACGAUCAAGAGAUAGAAAAACAGGAAGGAGAGGUUGAUUUGGACUCACUGAAUUUUGAUGGCGUUGAGUAUACUAUACCAUCGUACGCCUACAUAUCUCGAACGGAUGACAAUCAUCGCGCACCUCCCCAUAUUAUUCGAGUGGAGCGGAUUUUCAAAACUGACACCGGAGAAAUGAUGGUGAGAGGAAAAUGGGUUUAUAGACCACACGAAACUCUGCACCUGGCCAAUCGGAAGUUCAUUGAGAAUGAGGUUUUCAUCACUCCAUUCAUCGAUACCGUACUUGCCGAACGACUCAGCGGCCUUUGUAUGGUUGUGUCUGUGAAGACCUCAUUACAUAAUAUAGUUGAAGGAGUAAAACCAAGUGAUCUCUACGUUUGUGAGUGCCGAUACUUAGGAAAACCCCGCUAUUUUGCCAAAAUAAAGACAUGGCCUUUCCCCGAAGAAGAAGAGAAGCUCAAACUUACUCCCAGAUCUCGCCCAAUCUCUCCUGUACGUGUAACGAGUGAUUUUGUGAAUGCGGAUGGUGUCGCGAAACGAGAAGACGAUGAGAAAUCUCAAACCCACUCGUCUUCAAGUUCGGAAGAAGAUGAUCGUCUUCGAGACUCGGUGGUAUUGGAUAUCGAACGACCUGAACUUCCUGCUCGAUCAGAAGCUGAUGCGGAUGGACGCACUUACCUUUAUGCGAUGCGCACUCAAAGCGGCAAAUACCAUGGUGUUGGCCAGUUUGUUCUUGUAUUCAAUCCCCAGAGGCCGACGUGCGAUGUCAUGCGGAUAGAUAAGCUUUGGAGAGAGAAGGAUGGAAGCGAAUGGUUCAGCGGAGGUUAUUUAGCAAGACCAGCCGACAUACAGCAUGAUGCUGGAAGGAUGUUUUAUAUACGAGAGGUAUUCGCUGUCGACCAACCUGACCAAACUAGACGAAUUGAGGACAUUCAAAGUCAUUGUGCAGUGCUAACACCGAAGGAAUUUGUGAAAGAACGUCCGACGGAGAUUCCUGAAUGUGACGUUUUUGUGUGCGAUUCUCGCAUACCGGGCCAUUCUUUUGCGAAAGGCGAACCGUCGUCGCUCUUUAUUAAGCCAGUGGAAAAAACCGCUGCCGAUGACGAAAACUAUGAUCCUCUAAAUGGCGGCUUACCAAUGCAUAUUGACUCUGCAAAACCACUGCGGAAGUUCAAGCAAUACAAGGGCGCACAUCUGCCGGAUGCUGAGUUGUUCAUCUUCCGAACGCCAAUAGUCAUGGAGAAGGAAAUGUCACCGUUGGCUCGUAACGGAUCAACUGGUCCAUCAGAAUUGGACAUGGACAUGGAUGAAAAUGACACUGACGGAGCUGAGUCAACUGCCAGUAAGUCCGGUGUAAUGUCGACUUGGCUUGCUGCACAACCGAAAUUAACAGCAAAAAGCAAAUCUGGUUACAUCCUCUUCUCAGCCGAAAUAAGGAAACGCAUUAUGCACGAGAAUCCAGACUCUGGUUUUGGCGAAGUAUCAAAGAUCGUAGGAAUCGAGUGGAAGAAGUUGUCCGAUGACCAAAAGAGGCAAUAUGAAGUCAGAGCAGAAUACAUCGCAAGUGAACGUGCAAAACAAGAAGCGGCGCGAGCUGCGACCGAGAAAUCGCUUCAACCCGGCCAAAUUCGCAUCUAUCAAUGCAAGUGGAUCAAUUGUGACUCACAAUUCGACAGCGAAAAUGGCCUAUAUGAACAUAUAGUCCAACAUCAUACAAGUCAAAUUAUUAUGGAUAGUGACCAGCAAUAUGUAUGCAUGUGGGUUACUUGUGUACGUAACAGAAAAGAAGGCAAGCCUUUCCCAUCACUACCUCGUCUUCAUCGGCACAUGAAGGAAAAGCAUCUCGCUUCGUCGAUGAAAAAUGUUUAUCCGAAUCAGAUAGGAAGGAAUUUCUUCAAGCUUUCAACUCAGCCAAAUACUGGUGGCGAAGCGGCAAGCAGCCUUGUUCACAUCCCAUAUGGGCGAGGUAUCGGACUCCAAACACCCCAAGCAGCGACUGCCUCCCAAACUCCCCACGUCAAUGGACAUGUAAAUGCAAUUCCUCCUCACCUCAAUGGCGAACAUCACUACCCCUCACCAAUACAACAUCAGCAACCUCCUACUGCUCAAAUGACUCCCCAAGUCGCUCAUCAAGCUACGCCUUCGUGUUCACAAGCACCUAUGCCAUCAUCGUCGGUGCAACCACCAAUCACUGAUCCAGGGCGCACGAUCGUCAAAGCACAGGUCGCAGAGCCUGUAUUUGUAGCGCCACCAUCAUCCGUACAUGCGCGGCGAGUCUUACAUUCGGAGACAUAUCUUAGGUAUAUCGAAUCACUUUCGUCGAAUCGUCAGCGCAGUGUCUCCAAAUGGGACGCAUCAUUGAACACAAAUCCGCGCAAUGCGCAGCCAAAUGCAGCCCGACCACCACCGACCCACUGGAUCAGGGAAUCGCGCGGUCGGCCUGUCGCACGCGAGGAUGAUGUGGUACGCGCGCUAUGGCGACUACGCGACGAACUUCUUCAAAGCACUUGUAACUUGUCAGUAGAGAGGGAAUUUGCUGGUGUUUUAUGAGCAGAAUGGAUGGAAUUUUAAUUUAUGUAUGUCCAAUCUGCGCUCUUCAUGUCGUCUGUUACACAAUAACUCGUCUGAUGAUCUUUUAACUGUUUGUCUCCCCACUCGUAUAUCGCACAUUUCCACUAGACAUUAAGCAGAGGCUGUUGUGCCUUGUUUUGAUGGUUCAAUGAUCUCCUCGUAUCCGCGCAGUAUCACUCUUCGCUUGCAAUCGAAAUCGAGAAGCCUUUAACCCUGCGAUCCCACGUCCCGCCCCUGAUUUUCGCGCCCCAUUCACCUCUCUCUCGUAUGUGCGUCCGUGUGUGCGUGUGUCCAUCUGUCCAAAGCAAUCAACUCCACUCCCGACCCGCCCCCUGCUUUUUAUCCACACUCUCGCCCCUCCCACAACCCUUUAAUUAAGCAUAAGAAACGCCCCCACCCGCCCCUUGCGAUGCAAUCCUCAUCAACGUGAACAUCACAUCUUACUAUCUCGCAUACGGUGAAUUUGUAGGUCUCUGACCCUAUGUGUACAUUUGUGAUGAUGUUUGUUAUAUGAUAUGAUAACUGAUUAAUUGAUUGAUACUUUUUUUACUCCAAAUUUGUUUUGUUGAGCCUUCCUUUUUUUUCGUCGUUAAAUAUGUAGUUUGGUGAGGUCGAUGAUGAACAAAGAAAUCGAU
This is a messenger RNA of Cylicocyclus nassatus, 6132 nucleotides long. The record is from the annotation of a GenBank genome assembly. NCBI's taxonomy places the organism in Eukaryota, Metazoa, Nematoda, Chromadorea, Rhabditida, Strongylidae.